UUAGUAGUUUAAGUUCAUAUAGUACAGUUUGGUUAUUUAAUUAUAAAGUUACCCUGAUAACUAGCAUGUGCGCUCCUGGGCAAGGGAUACAAAUUUUCACGGGGAUCAGUACUUUCGCACGACAGUGGCAUGUAAAUUAUUGAGGUUUAUUUCCACCAUUUUCUCCCUGCUAGCAUCUCCAGUCCACUCAGCUGCUUCACCUGAGUUUGGAAGCAUGCCACAGUCACGUGUUAACACAAAAACCAGAUGUUGGAAACCAGGCUAAAAACAAGCUAGUAUUCAUUCUCUAUGCGGGGAAAUCUGUGGUUAAACUCAAUUAAUAUAUCAUUAUACCGGCCCAUUUCCUCACUAGAACCGUGUAUAAUGGACAUGGGUUUGGGUAAUUUCACCCAAGCUGAUAGAUAAUGACGGUGUGUGUUUAAAAAGCAUGUAGUGACAUUACCUUCAUGUCCUUUGAGGUCAAGUUUUGCUUUGAAAACCGGAAUUAGUUAUUUUGAGUGCAGCGUGGUGUAGCUGAGUGGAGUGUAUUAGUGCUGCUGGUUGGAGUAAAAAAAACAUAAGCAUAUCCACAUGUGCAGAGGGGUGUGCAUUAAAACACUAAACCGCAAGAGAAACGAUAGCGCUUUAUGUUAGAUGAUAGACUUUCUCUAUCGCCCAAACUAUAUAUUUUUUCUUAUCGCCCAGCCCUAAUUGUGAUGUUAGAUAAAUGAAUUUUAACUUGUUAGUUGUUACAGGGAGAGUUGAAGGCUUGGUUCCACAUCAUGGUCUAAAAUAACAUCUGCAUGAUAUGAAACUCUGACCUGGUUUCACAGCUCCCGUCUUUGCAGCACAGUGACUCUGCACCCAGUAAAGCAUAAUGUGUUGUUUGAGGUUACUAUGAAGAUAACUAUCUCUUAAAUAUAUAUUAGACCUUAUGUAUUUGUUGGUACAUGUCUAAUAUUUUAUUUUGUAUUUGUUUUGUUCUUAUUUCUGUUGCAGGCACAGUCACUCACUAUUUGACCACUCUUCAGUUCUUUUCAUCUGUUCUUCAAAAGCAGAGACUCACUGACAGACCACUCAGUUACCAGUUCUGGGGUGACACACCCACCCUGGCCCCCACCCCCAGUGUAUCUAUUACAGCUGAGGAAACGCACCAAACAAUGAUGGUGGUCCAGUUAAGAGUCAUUUUGGAAGAGCACAGAAUUGAAAAGUUAACACUCCCAACAGGAAUUCCUGAUACAGUGGAGGAACUUAUUUCCAUAGUGACUCAAACUUUCCAGUUGCAUGGGGAAUUUGGACUGCUAUACCAAGACAAAGACUUUGACAAUCAAUUUUUCAGCAUCACCUCAACUGCUGACUUGUAUGACAAGGCUACCGUUAAAGUGAUCCUCAAAGAACCAAGAUUUACCCUUGACCUGCACCCAGUAUGUGAACCAGGACCAUCAUCUACAUUAAGCUCUUUGACUUCUGUGAGCACCCAUCCUGCAAGUACUACUGAAAUGGACAUCUCCCCUGCAGAUAAUGAUGCAUCCUCACAAGCGUCCGACUGCACAUCGUCAAGUUCUAGGGACACCAUUAUUCUCCCUGAUUCAUGCCGCCUUUCUGCAUGGCCACUGCCAUUUCAAGUACCAGAGUUUUCUCGAGAUGUAGAACUAAUCCUUGCAGAGGCAAACAUCUCAUAUCAUGCAACUGGAAGACACUUCAUGGAUGCCAGUAUUAAAUCAGCGAUAAUGCAAGACCUUGCAAAAGUAAUUUUUUCGUAUACUGCUUACCCAACAAAUGAGCAGAUCCUCUCAGUUGCAGAAGCCUUGGUUUCCAAGUUUCCUUGUCUUAAGGAGCCAGGAUCAUUUGCAGGCUUAUAUGGCUGGCAGCAACGCAUUAAAAACAAGAUGCACAAUUACCGUGCCAAGCUAAGAUCUCGAAGAUAUUCGUACCCAGAAAUUGAAAUCAACACCUUAAAAAAGAAGCAUCCAGCUGAUGCAGUGCCAUCAAAAAAUGUAAAGAAGCCCAAAAAGGCAGAGGUUAAUUACCUCCCUCCGCACCCUACUGGUGAAAACCAAGAGACACUGGAGAAAGAGAGGCUUGAGUUAAUUUGUGAAAUAACAAAGAAAAACAAUGCAAAGAUAAUUGCAGAUAAAAUGAAUAAAACCUUCUCUAGCCGAAGAGUUGAAGUGGUCAGCCUCAGCCCAUCUGUGGGUGUGUUUAAAGAAAGGUGGCCAGCAUUAUUCACAGAGGCUCAGAUCAAGGAAGAGUUCAGACGUCUCACAACAGUUUCCUUGGAGGAGACAUUCAUGCUGAAGCUUGAUGAGUACACUCCAGGUCUUUUGCAGCUGAUGCAUGCCAAAGGAGGAACUGCUGGUUCCAAGAUGCGCCCUCUGCUGGACACUUUAAAUGACACACAGAGCAUUGAGAAGAAAAGGGAUGCAGUUAUCUGCUGUCUUAUCAGCUACCUUGGUGAAAGACAGGAAGAUCUUUUCCAUGACUGCCAGGAACGUGAGGACUACACAGACAAAACUAUGAAGGUUAUCGUGAUGCACAGUGUCAUGGCUGAGGAGGAUCCAUCAGAUGUGUCGAUUGUGAUUGAGGGAAACCAGGUGAUGGAAGGCUGUGGAAGCCGAACAAAGGCAUGUGUGCUGCUGAUGGGACUCAUAUAUGCCCUCAACCUGGAAUAUCCGAAGCAGCUGAAGAACACAUUUGAAGCUUUUCAAAAACUUUUUUUGGAACUUGACGGGGCAAAACUACUGAAGAAGGUCCACAGCCUCAAAAAUAAACUCAUGCAAUAGACCCAGAUUUCCCCUUUUGCACCAUGAAGAUUUUCCGGUCGGACAUUGCUAAAUGGAGUUGCAAUGGAGUGUAGUUUUUUUUCUUUUUUGUCCCCUGUUCCCUUCUUUGCUCAACACAGACCCACCCGCAUCAACAGACACGGGCACAUAGACACAGAAAUCUAUUUACAGUUGGAUACAACCUCUCAGCCCACUCCAUUGCUCUCUGAUUUCACCAGAUUGGCAGGAAAGGAAAACCAAUAGAAAAUGGCCAGUUUGGCCAAUGCCACCAUGUGUUGCCUGAGGAGUUUUGAUCUCUUUCUCUACCCUCUUUUCCUCCAAAAUUGUUUUAUUCUUAUCCCGAGAGUGAGAGCAAGCAGAAAAACUAAAGAGUGUUGGUGUUCUGUCUUUAUCCAGAUGUUUGAUACAUAAACAACUUUGUAGUUUGUGUGCACUUUUGGCUUUUAAAAUAGAAAAGGGCUCUGAAAGCGUUGUUUGCAGAAGCUACAAACAUUUGAAGCAGUUAGCUUUGGCAGUUUUAAAAUGGGUUUAUUCAUUGAAAUGUUGUUUGAAGCUGUUGUACUGCACUUUAUUUUGUGUUGUUUGAUAAUUUGGUGCAUCAUUGCUGCAUAUAAAAAACAUUUGUUUUAUUAUUGAAUGUACAAAUGCACCUGGAUUGCAGAUUAGGUUGGUCGCUGUAGUGUAAAACUGAAGGAACACAAGUGUUUAGGUACAAGCAAAAUCAUUGGACAUCCCGUAGAGUUUUGCCCAAAUCUUUCUCCUUUCAUUUUUCUCUUUUUUGAUCUCCUCACAAUCGAGCCAGGAUGUCCCAAAACAGCAUUUUAUUGAAACAGAUUUUUUCUUUGAGUUAUAAAACCGGUUCAAUAAAUGUAUGAAGCUGUUGUGCUGCACUUUAUGCUGUUUUUUUUCUGAUUUUGUGGAUUAAAAACAUUGAGAUGACAA
Molecule: messenger RNA, 3704 nt
Organism: Acanthochromis polyacanthus (spiny chromis)
Lineage: Eukaryota; Metazoa; Chordata; Actinopteri; Pomacentridae
Exons: 5
Coding region: 930-2762 (610 amino acids)
Source: RefSeq, a predicted model, not a curated record